AUGGCGACCAAGCAGGACUCCGAGAUGGCUUCUAGUGCCACCACGACCGGCGGUGCAGCUGCAUCAUCGUCAUCCACAUCCAACGCCAAAUCCGAGCAUUCAUCCACCUCUACGCCCAAUGGCAAGCCCGAUGCGCCUGACGCAAACCCAACCGCCAUGCCGGUCCGCGACAAGGAAUCCUUCAAGCAGACUCUCAUAAACCAGUACAUCACCCGGGACCACCUACACGCGGCUGCCAUUGUGGACGAUCAGACACGCCUCAACAACCACAACAAGGAUAGCUACAAGAAGAUUGCCGACUACAAGCUGGUCCGGAACGAGUACCGCCCGUGGUUUCCGCCCGCGCGCCUGUAUGGCGAGGGCUACAGCGGUUACGGCAACGGCCGGACAGAGAUUGGGGGGCCAGCACGACUGCUAUAUCCCCAGCACAAGCCGCGGCCUGGCAAGCGCACAACUCCUGCAUUAAAAUGGAAACGCAAGGAUAUGAAGCAGCAGGCGGAACAGCAUGAAGAACUCGUGCCCAUACGCGUGGACGUUGACAUGGACAAGAUUCGCCUGCGCGACACGUUUACGUGGAAUUUUCACGAGCGCCUUACGGCCCCAGAGCUUUUUGCCAUGCAGCUCAUUGAGGAUAUGGGACUUAAAGCGCCAAUUGCUCAGCCUGUCUAUGACCAGGUGACCAUGCAGGUGAAAGAACAGCUCAACGACUUCUAUCCGUUUGUUUUUUCAGACGAAGAUGCUCUAGACCCAGAGCUACCAUAUUCCGCUUGGAAAAAUGACGAGAUGCGCGUUUUGAUCAAACUCAACAUCACCAUCGGUCAACUCACUCUUGUGGAUCAGUUCGAGUGGGACAUCAAUAACCCGCUAAACUCGCCCGAGGACUUUGCUGUGACCAUGGCCAAAGAGAUGUCGCUUAGCGGAGAAUUCGUCACAGCCAUUGCGCAUUGUAUCCGCGAACAGGUUCAACUCUUCACCCGCAGCUUAUACAGCAUAGGUCACCCAUUCGACGGUCGCCCGAUAGAAGACCCUGAUUUGGUUGCUGCAUUCCUGCCUUCGCCGUUGCCCAACGUCUUCAGACCGCAACAACAAGCCAAGGACUACUCGCCAUACCUCUAUGAAUUGUCUGAGCAGGAAUUGGAGAAGAACGAGGUUAUCUUCCAGCGAGAACAGCGACGCCAAAAGCGCGCAACAGUGAAUCGGAGAGGAGGUCCCUCUUUACCCGAUCUCAAGGAGCGGCAGAGGACGAUUCGCACUUUAGUUGUAUCGUCUGUGUUGCCUGGUGGCGUCACCAAUGUUGACGACAGCACUUUGUACAAGAGAGUUGCCGGGACAGCUCCUGGCCGCAAGGGACGCGGUGCGCGGGAUGAUCUCUCUGAUUCGGAAGACAGCGAUGAUUCCUCCCCCGACUCGCCAGCAGCGUUGCAGUUGCAAGGAACUGCCAGAACAAGGGGAAUGCGCGGUGCUGCCUCGGCUGCUGUCUCUCGUAUGGCAAAUAUCGGGCGCUCUGAAACACCCGAAGCGACGCUGCAUCAUCACGAAACGAGGACUUCCCGGAGAUUUGGCCGCGAACUAACGAGAGAGAUGACCGAGGAACCUUCGCAAAUGCUUGUCGUAUUGAAGGUUGGAAAGGACAAACUUAGAAAGUUCUUCCGCGACCAGAAAACAAAACAUAGCACGCCAUCGGGAGCUCAGACACCCUCAAUGGCCCAUACCCGAGCACCGAGUGCUGCUGCCUCAAGCAGCAUGCCGCCUCCCCCGUCUACACCCAAAUCUUCAAACAACGCGGCACCGACUCCAGUAAAACCCGGCCCAGACGCUCCGCCCCCCGGACAAAUCAGCCGUGUAGAAGCUCCUGCUCCCACGGCCGCACUUCCUGUACCCCCUGCUCCCCCAACUCCAGCCUGGCUCGAUCAAGCACUCAACGCGUGGAAAGCCACGGAAACGUAUGGAAAUGACAAGUUUGAGGGGUUGAUGCGUUAUAGCGCAGUAGAUACCACAACGAAUGGGCAGAUUCCCAUGCCAUCGCCAGGCGAGAUACCAUCCCACGUCAAGUUCUACUUCCUCCCACGCAUCAGAUGCCUCGACUGUCCUGGCAAGCUCUACACCCCAGGACCCGACAUGACCGCCAUCAACUUUGAGGUUCACCUUAAGAACAAGGGUCAUCGAGACAAGGUGAACGCACGUUUGCGUGGUAGCCAGACUGCGAAUAGCGAAUGA
Pestalotiopsis fici W106-1 is the source of this 2217-nucleotide messenger RNA. RefSeq lists its product as uncharacterized. NCBI's taxonomy places the organism in Eukaryota, Fungi, Ascomycota, Sordariomycetes, Amphisphaeriales, Sporocadaceae. Gene Ontology annotation, cellular component: nucleus; nuclear chromosome; SWI/SNF complex. The record is from RefSeq and is a predicted model, not a curated record. The transcript is spliced from 2 exons. Gene Ontology annotation, biological process: regulation of transcription by RNA polymerase II; chromatin remodeling. Gene Ontology annotation, molecular function: transcription coregulator activity. The coding region runs from base 1 to 2217 and encodes 738 amino acids.